CUUAGGGCACUUGACCCUUCAUCUCAUCCUCUUCCAAUUUGCCCUAACCCUCCUUCAAACACUCCCCCUGAUCUCAUUUAUUAUCAAAUAUCCUUCCCUUCUUCACUCAAAUUAAACUCUCUUUGCCUCCUCCAAGCCCAAGUUACUAACCAGUUAGCCAAAGAUGAAGAUGAUCGGAAGCCCUUCGGUCGGAGGGUCGAAGAGGAGGCUCUCUUCGGGAAGGGGGCUCGGCGGUGCCCUUCGAGAGCAAAGGGCUAAGCUCUACAUCAUUAGAAGAUGCGUUGUCAUGCUCCUCUGCUGGCAUGACUGAUGAAAGAAGAUUGAUUACUUACUAGUACUGAUCCGGAUUGUUCUAGCUAGCCAGUUAUUAGCCUAAUUGGUUGUUCCUUGUUUUCCUCCUUUUUAUCUUUUUCUUUUCCGGCGGAUGUAAAUAUGGUAACGCGCAGAGGCGGAAGCGCCACAGAUUUUGCCGGAGAAUUGACCCAAUUUUGUAAUCGGUAGGCCGUAGAGGGGCCAUGGAUAUUGUACAUCUGAUUGAAUAUCAUAUAGCUUGAAAUUAAUCAUAUCGAAUCUCUAAAUCCUUGGUUUCUU
Molecule: messenger RNA, 591 nt
Organism: Punica granatum (pomegranate)
Lineage: Eukaryota; Viridiplantae; Streptophyta; Magnoliopsida; Myrtales; Lythraceae
Source: RefSeq, a predicted model, not a curated record